Schizophyllum commune H4-8 is the source of this 1960-nucleotide messenger RNA. RefSeq lists its product as uncharacterized. Gene Ontology annotation, biological process: proteasome-mediated ubiquitin-dependent protein catabolic process; regulation of proteolysis. Gene Ontology annotation, cellular component: cytoplasm. The transcript is spliced from 12 exons. The record is from RefSeq and is a predicted model, not a curated record. NCBI's taxonomy places the organism in Eukaryota, Fungi, Basidiomycota, Agaricomycetes, Agaricales, Schizophyllaceae. Bases 36 to 1697 code for a protein of 553 amino acids. Gene Ontology annotation, molecular function: ubiquitin protein ligase binding.
CGGACCGGCAGGUUGUCUGUUACGUUCAUCAUCCCAUGGCUGCAAGCAGCGAACUGGACUGCUCCGAGUAUACCCAGCUUACCUUCAGCUGGACUGUGAAAGGCCUCAAGGCUCUCUUCGACGCGUCCAAAGGCGACGCCAAGUCCAAGGCGACCAAGUCCCCGCGAUUCGGGCCAGACGGGCGGUGGCAGGUCCUGUUGUACCCGAAUGCAGGGAGUCCGUUCACGAAGGACAAUGUACCUGCGAGUGGAUCGGACGCGUUGCAAGGCUUCAUAAGUCUCUUCCUUUCGUGUGAGCCGACGGCGGAGGAGAGGGAACGCGCCGCGGCGGAUGGGAAAUGGGUUCGCGAGGGAUCGUUCACGUUCGGGUUCGAGUUGAGGACCGUUAACAAGACCGUCAUUGUCCCUGGCAAAGAGGCCAAGCAGGAUCAGUUCUGCUCCAAGGUCGCCAACUGGGGCUGGUCCCACUAUGCCAGGCGAGAACUUGUCUACUAUAACAACUCUGUCGUCAAGUCCCAGGAUUCCUUUGUCAUCGUCUGUAACAUCAAGUCCUCCCCCACCGUCCCCGACGUGCCAUCGAGCCCCCGCCUUGAUGUUCCGAAGAGCCUCCUUGAGACGUUCGGCUCCUUGCUGCUUUCGGAUAAUCCUGCGCACGCGGACGUAGAAUUCAUCCUGCCGAGGAGAGGGCAAGACCUGUCGAACGCGCGUCAUAUCUACGCGUCGCGGCAGCUGCUAUCACGCGUCGAGUACUUCAGAACAAUGUUCAGCUCCGGCUUCGCAGAGGGCGUGUCCAUGACCGGGGCCGGCGAGAUGUCCGACUCGACCUCGGGCAUGCUCAUCGACUUCGACGAUUCGGACGACGAGGAUAAUAUUGACGACGACCCGGUCGCGGAGUGGGCGAGCGCGACGUCUCAUAGCGUGACAUCGUCUGGGGAGCAGGAUAUGGAGGUAACCGCGGCGUCGUCGAAUGCGACGUUGCCGGCUACCCCAACGGGAGCCGGUGGGAGCGCCAACGCUGGGUCAAAGGAUGUGGACAAUGGGCGAGUGAAGGUGGUGGUGAGGGAUGUGGCGUACAAUACGUACCUCGCGAUGUUGUAUUGGAUUUACACAGACCGCAUCGUCUUCGCGCCCCUCUCCUCCAGCUUCACCACCACCGCCUCCCCCGUCAUCGCACCCAAAACGCCCGCCGUCACCAGCCCCGGCACCCAGCUCGCCAGCCCGCACACGCAGUCCUUCUCCCGGCAGAUGUCCUCGAACAUGCUCAGCAGCUCCUCCUCGUCCUCCAUCGACCCCAAGGCGACGCGGCGGCAGUGGAUCGCGGAGUGGCAGACGAACAACCCGGACCGGCCGGCGCCGUGCUCGGCGAAGGCGAUGUAUCGGUUGGCGGAUCGACUUGGCCUCGAUGAACUCCGGGAACGCGCAUGUCGGCACAUCAUGCGCGGUCUGGGCGUAGAGAACAUCGCGUACGAGGUGUUCUCGCCAUUCGCGGCGACGUUCGACGAGAUUAGGAAGCUUCAAGUCAAGUAUUUCCUCGAAAACUGGUCCCAAGUGCGCUCUUCGGAGGGCAUGCGCGAGGUCUGGCAGCAGAUACGCAACGGGCGGCACCCUGGGUUCGAGGAAGUUUGGCCCGUCAUCGCGUCCAACCUCGAGUUCAACCCGAAGGCGGGGAGCACGGAGGAUGCGGCGAUGACCAUGUAAGGAGGCAAGUCAGCGAUCAAGAGCAAGGUGUGUACAAGUGCACGGCGGAAGAAAGCCCGAGCCGAAGGGCGUUCGCCGGGCAAAGCGAGGGAGGUGGGAGAGGAAUGCGAGGGAGCGAAAGUCUAAUCUGGGAAGGGAUCAAUCUGGACUGCUGGAAUCUUUAAUGUAUAUGUACCUGCGCGCAUCUCAUAAUCAACAACUCUUCCGUUUGCAAUCCUAUAUCAAGAGAUGCGGAUUGCUCGACAUGCGAGCACGAACGAGGC